ACCACUCUAAUGUCAACCACUGAUGCAUCAACUACAACUCUGUCUGACACAACUACAACUACUGAUGCACCGCUAAUGUCAACCACUGAUGCUUUAUCCACAACUCUGUCUGACACCACUACACAACAACAACUCUUUUUGGCUUUCACAACCACCUUUCCAACAUCCUCAACAAUUGAACCAACAACAACAACAUCUGAUCCAGCAACCACAACU
Carassius carassius (crucian carp) is the source of this 216-nucleotide messenger RNA. RefSeq lists its product as uncharacterized. NCBI's taxonomy places the organism in Eukaryota, Metazoa, Chordata, Actinopteri, Cypriniformes, Cyprinidae. The annotation marks the transcript as partial. The transcript has 4 exons. The record is from RefSeq and is a predicted model, not a curated record.